Messenger RNA from Penicillium soppii, 1611 nucleotides. RefSeq lists its product as uncharacterized. The coding region runs from base 1 to 1611 and encodes 536 amino acids. The record is from RefSeq and is a predicted model, not a curated record. NCBI's taxonomy places the organism in Eukaryota, Fungi, Ascomycota, Eurotiomycetes, Eurotiales, Aspergillaceae. The transcript is spliced from 3 exons.
AUGCAGAGCUCGGGCUACAAACGUCGCAAGACAGCGGGGUUCGCAUACCCUGCCAUCCCAGCCAGGGACCAAGACAUUCCUCCCUAUAGUCCCGCAAGCAAGUUAAAUUCAUUCCGAAUUCGACAUGUAUAUGUCUCCUCUGGAGAUAGCUCACCAGUAGAGGCUCUUCGCGCGGAAUCAAUAACUCGCAUCAAUAGAGAGAAUGAGCAGUUUGUCAGAACCCACCAUUCAAGUCUGUCUUCGCAAAUAUAUGUGUGUGUCUCGGAGUCUGAGUUCGGACAGCCUGUUUGGCUUGUCAGCUCUCCUCUCGCCGCGUCCCAAAGUGUGUAUGCUGGCGGUCGACCUAUCCAUUACUACCCCGGAGAUUAUAAGCAAGAGAAACCUUAUAGUCCACUCACCCCCCGAUCGCCUGAAAAAUACAACCAGCACUUUGACCGAUACAUCAACCCGAGGCGAUUCCUCACACCAGCUGAUCUCGACAGCCUUCGAGAAUUGUUUCCAGAGGCGAUUGGUGUCCACCUACUUAUCGCAGGCUUCUUGGUCAUCCUUUUUGGAGAAGAACGACACGUACUUGAUGCGUACGAUAACGUGUCGCCUCUCGAGCUUGCCGGUCUUCGAGUCUGUUUUCAACUUACCCACUAUAACUUCACCACAGCACCUGUCGAGUCCGGAAUUACUCUUAAAGAAACUUCCAAAAAAGAAAACAAUGCUUUCGCUGGAUGUCUCGGACUAAAGCUCGAAUUGCAGGAUGGUUCUACGGCAAUCACAACUGUGACUCAUGGUUUCGUCCGUAACCCGUCCCCCUCGAGGUUUGACAAAGGACUGCGAGUGUUUGAGAUGAUAGUCGAUCAAAUGAAACAGAACAUGCGACGGUUUCUACCAUUCAAAGCAGGAGGAUAUGACCGUGCCUUGGUCGUGGCGAAGGAAACCCUAACCGACAAUGACCCGAUCGGAACUAUAACCCACACGUACGAUAACCCAAGCAACGACAAACCAUACCCUGCCGGUUACAAUCACGACCUAUGUUUAAUUUCAGGUCGUUCUCUUCCUGAUGUGGUCAGCCCUCCUGGCUAUCCCUCGGUGACAGGGUGGGCGAGCUAUUCGAAAGCCUUGGAUGGACAAGAAUGUUAUGUCGUUGCUCAAAACGCGAGCACUGGGGUCAUCCGGGAGGUUCAAGGUGUCAUUAACUCGAAUUUGUUCCGCAGGGCAGCCGUGAUGGGGACAGGUUACUCCUGGGACAAAAUCCGAAAACAAAGUAACGCGUUUCUGCUAUGGCAUACAGAUCAAUAUCAAGGGGAUCAUUUGGCCCCAGCGGAUGGAACUUCGGGCCCCCCCCUCUGUUUAGGCCGCCCAUCGGAUAAGGCCGCCCUGGCAGUGGUGUUUCAGAACUUCCAGCAGCCCUGUAGCCUUGUCCUUCCGGUUGGGAAAAGGCAUGAACAUCUCAAAAUUCUAGUUAAAGCAGGGUUUAUUCUCCCACAGGAAAUCAGGGAUUCGACAAUUCUUAGCGGCGAAACACCAACCGGUACCACACCAUUCAAUACCAUACCGGCAGGGAACCGAGCAUCAAUAGAACACGAGCAUCAAAGAUGUGUUCUUUCGUCGUCUGAUUGA